GCGCGCGCUGCGGACGACGCUGUGGUUGCCGGAAGUUGAUCGGCGUAGGCAGCAAAUAAUGGCAGCAGCUCCGGGGGAUCCUGGGCUGUCCAAAUUGCAGUUCGCUCCCUUUAGCAGUGCCUUGGACGUUGGAUUCUGGCAUGAGUUGACCCAGAGGAAACUGAAUGAGUACCGGCUGGAUGAAGCUCCCAAGGACAUUAAGGGCUAUUACUACAAUGGUGAUUCUGCUGGGCUGCCAGCUCGCUUAACAUUGGAGUUCAGUGCUUUUGACAUGAGUGCUCCCACUCCAGCCCACUGCUGCCCAGCUGUUGGAACGCUCUUUAACACCAACACACUCGAGGCUUUCAAGGCUGCAGAUAAGAAGCUACUUUUGGAGCAAGCAGCAGAUGAGAUAUGGGAAGCUGUAAAAUCAGGUGCCGCUCUCGAAAACCCUGUCCUCCUCAACAAGUUCCUCCUCUUGACCUUUGCAGAUCUAAAGAAGUACCACUUCUACUAUUGGUUUUGCUUCCCUGCUCUCUGCCUUCCAGAGAGUAUACCCCUCAUUCAAGGGCCGGUAGGCUUGGAUCAAAGGUUUUCACCAAAACAGAUUCAAGGCCUUGAGCGUGCAUAUGAUGAUCUUUGUCAAACAGAAGGAGUCCCAGCGCUACCUUACUUCUUAAUCAAGUAUGAUGAGAACAUGGUGCUGGUUUCCCUGCUUAAACACUACAGUGAUUUCUUCCAAGACCAAAGGACAAAGAUAACAAUUGGUGUAUAUGAUCCCUGUAACUUAGCCCAGCAUCCUGGAUGGCCUUUGAGGAAUCUUUUGGUCCUAGCAGCACACCGAUGGAGUAGCAGUUUCCAGUCUGUUGAAGUCCUUUGCUUCCGGGACCGUACCAUGCAGGGGGUGAGAGACAUUGCUCACAGCAUCGUCUUCGAAGUGAAGCUUCCAGAAAUGGCAUUUAGCCCAGGCAUCACUGUAAGCACCGCUGAUGUAGAGGUGCUGUUCAUGGAGCAUACCUUUUGA
Messenger RNA from Enhydra lutris kenyoni (northern sea otter), 1003 nucleotides. Its product is annotated as ubiquitin-like modifier-activating enzyme ATG7. The coding region runs from base 59 to 1003 and encodes 314 amino acids. The transcript is spliced from 10 exons. Lineage: Eukaryota; Metazoa; Chordata; Mammalia; Carnivora; Mustelidae. The record is from RefSeq and is a predicted model, not a curated record.